Medioppia subpectinata is the source of this 973-nucleotide messenger RNA. The record is from the annotation of a GenBank genome assembly. Lineage: Eukaryota; Metazoa; Arthropoda; Arachnida; Sarcoptiformes; Oppiidae.
GGUAUAGUUGGCUUUAAUGUGUGUUUUGGUGUUUGAAUGACAACAACAGUUCGUGUGUUGUGUCCGUCGUAUGUGUUGUGAAGGCAUUCAAACACUACUAACACUACAAACACUAUAUCAACACAUAUUUGUUGUCGUUUUUUGCCAAACAAUUGAUUCGUUAACCAAAACAAAGGGACAAAACAUCGUGUGAUUCGAGCCAUACAUUCGCCACUAGUUGUCUGCCAAUCACUUCCAACACAUCCACACAUUGUUCGCAAUGGAUUCGCUUCGGGAACAAGUGAUGAUCAAUCAGUUCGUGUCUGCGGCCGGUUGUGCUCGCGAUCAGGCCAUACAACUCUUGCAGUCCACGCACUGGCAGUUCGAGACGGCGUUAAGUAUGUUCUUCCAGGAGUCCAAUGCCUGCCAUUCAAACCCACACUUGAAAUCUAUGUGCACUCCGGCCAACACACCGGCCACUCCACCCAACUUUCCCGACACUUUGUUGGCCUUUUCAAAGAUGUCCACAACAGAGAACAAAGGGCUGAGAGAGAGGUCUAACUCGAAUACAAUGCCGGCAAUGAUGUAUUCGUCUCCAAACCUGAUGCCAACCAAUAGUAAUCUAAUUAAUAAUCGCGUAUCACAUCAUCACAACCAUAACCAUAGCUUACAACAUAUUAAUGCCGGCAAUCGAGUACUUAACGCUACCGCUGGACAAACAUCUAAUCAGCGAUAACUCACUUUACAUAACCCUUCAGUCGACUGACAAUUAUUUGAUUUCAUUAUUACUUUCAUUUUAUAAUUGAUUUGUUUUGCCAUCAAUUCAUUCAAAAUAUAGAUAAAAAAUAAUAAAUUUAAUGACAUUUAAAGCGCACAUCAUUUUUGCAUUGAUUUAAAUGUACUUCAUUUCAAACGGAAAUCUUAUUCUUAAAAAUAGAUGUUUUAAAAACAAUUAAAAAAUAUAAAAUAUUAUUCUUGCAAAACAAUUGAUAAC